AUGGAUCAGAAGUCUCAGAAGAUUGAGGUUGUGGUGGCAGCUGCAGAGAGGUAUUUGGACAAAGACUCCAGCGAAGAGGAAACAGAGAAGGAUGAAGAAAGGAGUAGGACGAGGUUGAGGUGUUACCAAGGUGAUAGGGAGAACCCAGAUGACGAGCCUAGCGAACUGGGAGCUGCCAUUACUGCAACCCCCGAAACACUUUCCUGCCUGGUCUCUCUUCACUGCUAUCCACAGCAUCUCCUCGGCAGUUCUGACCUUGAAGUGGAGUUAACAGCUGAGGUGAGAGUGGAAGGCUCGUUACUGCUCAGUAUCCUGUCCACUGUCGCCCCUGGUAUAGGCAACAGGAAGUCAGGGUUGCUCUUUGAUCCCCGACCCUCAGUAUCCCUGCUCCACCCACAACCCCAGGCUCCAGGGAGUUCUGGACUACAGCUUACCCCAGGCCCAGCUCCCAUCCUGGCCAUGGACUUAACUCAAAUCCCAUGCCUUAAAGGGAUGCCUGAUGUCCCUCCUUCUCACGGGAUCACAGAGACUGCCAAGAGCCCCCUGCCCUCCUCCACAUCUUCCUCCUCUCCCGCCUCCCCACCUUCCUCUUCAUCCUCCUCUCCUGGUGCCGUGGCAACCGGCUACAACAAUGAUAUCCAGGAGGGAAGUGCCAACAGCAUGAUGAUGGGUGAUGUGGUGUCCUCCACUUCUGCCUCCCUGGCUUCUCACUCUGACCCCUCGUUCUCCUCAGAUCCCUUGUUAUGCCUCUCACCCCUUGUGGGCACCAACGGACAAAAAGAGCUCGAGACGGAGAUUUACGACCCAUUUCACCCCACGGAAGGAGAGAGAGAGGAAGGAGCGACGGAGGAGGAAGGGGAAAAGUACGACCCCUUUGAUCCGACCGGCUCUCCCCCCUCAGAGAGUGAGGAAGGGGAGUGUGAGACGGGGGGAGGGAGGGAGAGAGGGAACAGCGUGAGCAGCAUGGGGAGCGAUGCUAGAGGGAAGAGAAGGAAGGUAGAAACGGGGAGGACAGGAGGAGAGGAGAAAGACAAUGCUCCUCCAGACUCCACGGACGCUCUCUCUGUUCCCCCGCUCUCACCGCGCUCCCUCCCUCUCCCCCUUCGGAGGAGGCUGGACCGAACCAAAGAGCCCCGGGUGAAAGUACGGGAGAGGCGAGAGAAGGCGAACCACUCGGACCACUCUGAGAUUGAGGAGGGUGAGAUCGUUGGGGCCACUGAGAGGGAUGGAGGAAAGAGGGAGGAGAGGGGCCGGGAAGGAGUCCUUCCUCUCGUCCUCCCCAUCUCCUCUGGCAGUCCUUUCCUCCACAGGGGAGCCAAGCCGGAGAGGAUCCUGAGGGUGUUGGACGGGGAUAGCUUUGUGUCGGUGCGGGCUGAGGGGGACUGGGUGAGGCUGGUGAUGCCUGGCAGGGAGGAUGGGGAGCCCAUGGAUGAGGAGGAGGACGAGGAAGAAGAGGAGGAGGAGCUGGUGGUGGUCGGGGUAGGAGAUCUGAGGAGGAAGCUGGUCAGCCGGCGUAAUGCGAGAUACCGCUCCUCCUUCCCCUCUUCCCUCUCGCCUCAGCACCUCCCACCGUCUCCUCACACCGUCCCUCUGGCCCCCUCCCCACUCACUGCCGAGAAGGACAAGAGCCGCAAGAGCUCCAAGGAGAGGGAGCGGCGCAAGCGAAAGGAGUGCAAGGUAGGGGAGGAGGAUCAGGAAGAGGAGAGGAGGAGGAAGAAAAGGAAAGAAAAGGAUGGUGGUAGAGAGAAUGGUGGGGAGAGGAAGGAAAGACACAGGGAGAGGGGGCGGCGGAGUGAGAAAGAGAAGAAAACAAAAGUGGAGAAGGAGAGAGGGAGGAGCAGCAGAAGCGACAGCAGGAAGAGGAAGAAGAGGCGACGGAGCACCCCGGAAUCUUCAGCACGCCCCCGCUCACAAAACACCUCAGCGCAGCAGGCCGGGGGCCGCUCCUGGUCAAACACUUCAGAGGACCGACACAGAGAGAGAGACAGAGACCGGUACAGAGACAGAGUUGGGGAACGAGACGGUGAUCGAGACAAGGACAGAAAGAAAGAUGACACCCGGAGAAGGGAGAGGGAUGGAGACUCUAGCCGGAUAAAGAGGGAAAGAGAGCGAGACGGCGUCCGCAAAUCAACCAGCCGAGAAAGAGGCAGCUCCAAGAGGUCCAAAGGAAGCGUAGAACCUAGGCACCGGGAAAGGGACAGGCAGCAGGACAGAGAAAGGCACAGAGAAAGGCACCAGGACAGAGAAAGGCACAGAGAAAGGCACAGAGAAAGGCACCAGGACAGAGAAAGGCACAGAGAAAGGCACCAGGACAGAGAAAGGGACAGAGAAAGGCACCAGGACAGAGAAAGGGACAGAGAAAGGCACCAGGACAGAGAAAGGGACAGAGAAAUGCACCAGGAAAGAGAAAGGGACAGGGAGAGACGUCGAGAUGGUCGACCCGUGGUGCCGCCAUCCAUCCAGGAUCUCAAUGGCUCUGACCUGUUCGCCAUCAAGCGAACCAUCACGGUCACCACGACCACCACCACCACUCUCCCCGGAUCCCCCCCGCUGGCUCCAUCCUCCCCCCGCAGCCCCUCCCAGGGCUCUGAAAAGCCCCACAAGAGGAAGAAGAAGAGCCGUCGGCGCUCGGACGAAGAGUUAGAAGACAGCAUUGGCCGGCCUGGGAGCCUCUCCCUCUCUCCGCCGUCACAUUACCAUGGCUAUGACUCGGACCACUUCUCAGACAAACUGGAGAUAGACAUGCAUUCUCUGGACGGGGAGGCUCUGGAUUCAGACUACCCCUCUAUAGAAGACUCCCCUCCCCAGCUUCUGGAACCCGCUGCCCUCAGUGCCAAACCCAAGACCGCUACCAAACCUGGACGCCACCACUUCAAGAAGAAAUCACGAACGGGCAAGAAAGCUGGUCAGUCCAAGUCGUCCUCUUCCUCCUCGGUUCGACCUAAAGGUAAGGAGCUCUCCACCUCCUCACUCUCCCCAACCCAGGCCACCCCCGGCCUGGCCUCCGCCCCAGCCACCCUCCCCUCGGCCAAACGAGGGCGGAAGAUAGGGAAGGAGAAAGAGCGUGGGGAAAAAGGAAAGAAAGAGUCUGGUCGGUCUGGCAGGUCCAAGAAAUUAAGUGGAGGUGGGAGGAAAGCCAAGCUGCAGUCCAAAGUGUCAGUGCUGGUGCGCGAGGGUGUGAGCAGCACCACGGGGGGCCCAGUGGGCUCGGGGAAGCUGGGCAUGGAGCUCCUCGGGGUGGGCGGGUCAGUAGGGGCCUCUGGGGGGCCGGUGGUGGGAGGCUCCAUUGCCGUGGUCUUUAGGAGGGACAAUGAGAGCAGAUCUCCGUUCCUCAAGCCGUGCUCUGAGCCUCUAUUGCUGAGUGGACGCAACAAGGACCUGGGGAAGGUGGGCAAACGCAGUUCCCUGGCCGUUCCACCUUCCUCCUUGCUGGCUAAUCCCACGGUGGCAGCGCUGAAGUCCAAGAAGGCCAAGCCCAGCUCUACCACCUCCACAUCCUCCUCGGCGUCUUCGCCCUCAUUGUCCCUAGCAACCAAGCGUAGGAGGCGGCUGGCGAAGAAGACGCGGGGAGAGAAAGGCCUCGCCAGUGGUUUGACGGACGUGGAUGGCGCUAUAGCCAACUGUAGCUCUGAGGGCGGCGGCUGGGGUGGGUCUUCCUCCGACAUCCAAUCAGGAGUGGGGGCUAAACCCUCCAGUCCGCACUCUGGUCCAGCUGGUCCAACCCCUUCCUCAUCCUCUUCAUCAUCCUCUUCCACCAGUGUCCUCCCCCCGUCCUCCUCACCCCCCCACACCCCUCCGCCCUCCCUCACCGCCUCGCGUGAUGCUCGGGAGUCAUCUCCCGACUCUCAGACAGUGGACAGCAGCUGUAAGACUCCUGAGCCCUCUUUCCUACCCGAGGACUGCCCCGCUCAGACCCAGAGCACCCUCAACCUGUCCCCCUCCAGUCCCUCGUCCCAGGGGGGAGGCCUCUCACAGUACGGCCCCUCCAACAUGAAGCCACUCCCUCUAGACGAAGACCCCAAAUCCCUGGCUUCACCCCCUUGUUCCUCCUCAUCUGUCUCUGCCUUCGCCUCGCUUUCCUUUCCUCCUUCCUUCACAGACCCCUCCUCCUCCGCCUCUUCUGUUUCUUCCUCCUCGGCAAACAAGCUGCCACCGCCCCCACCUCCCCCUCCUGCUGCCCCUACCCUCCCCUGGAGUCUACAGACAGGAGUGGACUGCACGGCCGGAGGAGUUUUAGCAUUGACAGCUCUGCUGUUUAAGAUGGAAGAGGCCAAUAUCGCAAGUAGAGCCAAAGCCCAGGAGUUCAUCCAUGCUACCAGCCAGAUUCUCUCCCAAACCAAUCAGAACCAUUCAUCGCAGCAUGCCCCUUCUUCCUCCUCCCAGGUUCCUCCUUCCCCUGGUCCCACCCCUGCUCAGUUCAUCCUGCACAGCGCUCUCCCAUUGGUGGGCUGCACCAAAACCCCGCCCAACCACCUGCACCUUGGCAUGUCUUUGGGUGGCGGCUGUGCCCAGACCCCGCCCCCUCUCAUGCCCUCUGGGUUCUCGGGAGGGUCCGGAGACUCCAGUGAUAUAGGCUGGGACAACGAGAGCAAGGACCCUGACAAGUACCUGAAGAAGCUCCACACUCAGGAGCGUGCGGUGGAGGAGGUGAAGCUGGCCAUUAAGCCUUACUACCAGCGUAAAGACAUCAACAAGGACGACUACAAGGACAUCCUGAGAAAGGCAGUGCACAAGAUCUGCCACAGUCGAAAUGGAGAGAUCAACCCGGUCAAGGUGAGCAACCUGGUCAAGCUUUAUGUUCAGAGGUACAAGUACUUCAGGAAGCACGGUCGAAAGAUGGAUGAGGAAGUGAGGGAGGACAGAGAGAUGGAUUCUUCCUAUUGAUUGGAGAAGGGGUCGCUCUCACACUACUCCCAUUGGUUCUGCUGCCCACUCUUUGCACGUGACUGGGCCCACUGAGGCCGUAGAGUGACAUUUGUUUUAUUCACCUCCCUAUUUGCUAUCCCCAUGUAAACUCGUAACCGCCCGCCCCCUCUCUCGUCUCCUGUGUGUCUUGCUGUACAGAAAUAUUGAGUAGAUAUCCGCAAAAUAUACACACGCACUAUAUAUGAAUAAAAAAAAAUUACAAUGUUAUGGGAGCGAUGCAGAACACACAUGCAUACACACUUACACGUGCGCGCACACACAUACUGUACAUAAUGUAAGUACACUACACUGACUCCUUUCUCUAUGUGUGGUAUAAACCUGUCAGGUUGUUGGUCGGCUGGUUUAAAUAUAGAGAUUUGACUCUUGA
This is a messenger RNA of Oncorhynchus keta (chum salmon), 5293 nucleotides long. Its product is annotated as splicing factor, arginine/serine-rich 19-like. The transcript has 9 exons. NCBI's taxonomy places the organism in Eukaryota, Metazoa, Chordata, Actinopteri, Salmoniformes, Salmonidae. Bases 1 to 4884 code for a protein of 1627 amino acids. The record is from RefSeq and is a predicted model, not a curated record. Gene Ontology annotation, molecular function: RNA polymerase II C-terminal domain binding.